Mycosarcoma maydis (corn smut) is the source of this 3501-nucleotide messenger RNA. RefSeq names its product glutamine amidotransferase subunit DUG2. The record is from RefSeq and is a predicted model, not a curated record. The coding region runs from base 1 to 3501 and encodes 1166 amino acids. Lineage: Eukaryota; Fungi; Basidiomycota; Ustilaginomycetes; Ustilaginales. Gene Ontology annotation, biological process: glutathione catabolic process; proteolysis. The transcript has a single exon. Gene Ontology annotation, molecular function: peptidase activity; protein binding.
AUGUGCUCGCCCAACGUUCACUUUCAACACUUUCUCGGCCAUCCUUCCUCCUCAUUCGGUCAGCUCGACAACAACAUCCUCAGCCUAGCUCAAGCCAGAUCGGCGGGUGUGUCCUCUCUGUCCGGCGCUUCCAACACAAACGCAUCCGUGGCUGCCUCCACCAGCGCACUGUUGAGCCACUCGAUCAACCACCAAUCUUCGGUCCUCUCCCUGGCUGUAGAUGAACGUCGCAAUCUGCUCUACUCGGGCUCACAGGAGGGUCACAUCAACGUAUGGGACCUUGCCGAAUUUCACUCCAUCGCGCAGCUUCAGGGACACACAGCAAGUGUACUUGCGCUCGAAGUGGCUCCCGAGAAGAACUGGCUGUUUAGCUCGUCUGGCGACAAUACUGUACGGGUAUGGGAUACUUUGACGAAUCUACCCCUCUUUCUGGUCCAUCCUGCUGAAGACGGUGUUGGCGACAUAUUUGCACUCAAGUGGUGUUCCACGCUAGAAACGCUCUACAUAGGAUGCCAGUCGACGUCGAUACAGUGGAUCUGUCUAGCAGGUUUCGACAAACAGAAUCACCGAGGCAGAGGUGGCAAUGGCAUCGUGAAUGAGUCUGAAGAGCGACAUACCAACGGCGAAUCUGGUGCACACGAGACUGGGCUAGAUAGUCCUCUUAUAUCCAGUCCAGACCUGGUGUCGCGACCGCACAAGUUCUUCGACUCGAUUCCCGUGGCGCUCAGCAGGUCCGGCUUGGGCAGCGCGGGCACAUCUACACCUACUCGCGCAACUGCAAGACCGUCUGCCGCGCCAAUGCAUAGCACUGUCAGAGUCCCUAUACUGCAGAAGACGCCAGUUCUUGUCGAAUCCGAGCAACCCGAUCAUACUCACGGAGUGCUCUCCACGCCAGGCGCGACAGAAAACGUUCUGCGUGCGGCUUCAAAGCGUCUAGACAGUACAGCCAUUGGCUCCACCGCAAACACAGCCGGCGAUGCUGGUGUCGACAAUGCGUCGGUAUCUGUACGCACUCUGCUUGUGCCACCUUCCUCUUCUGUUCCUUCCGCCCACUUUGGCUAUGUCUACUGCCUUACGCUUCUGACUCUCGAGGGAGAUACCGAACAUCCCACGGUGCUUGCAUCUGGCUCAGGCGAUGAGACCAUCAAGCUCUGGCAUGCGACCCGGUCUGGUCUCUUUUUACUCGCCACGCUCGAAAGCCCGAACGCCGACGGCAACGCCGUGCUCGCACUUGGUUCAUGGAAGACGACACUCUUUGCUGGAUUACAAGGCGGUGAAGUGGAGGUGUGGGAUCUGGAGACGUGCACACUGGUACGCACUAUCCGUGCGCAUACAGACGAUGUGAUCUGCCUCGAGACGUGCCCGGAAUCGGGGCUGCUCUUUACCGCUGGCGCUGACGGCAGAGUGCAUACCUGGAAUAGAUCCUUCAGAUGCAUCAGCAGACUGCAGGCACACGACGGUAUUGUGCUGUCGCUAGCCAAGGUGAGUGACACGCCAUCUGGCAAGACACGAGAAACUGCAGUUCGCAACCAAGCCCAAGGCGGUAUAAGUGCAAGUGGUCAGACAUCCAAAGUCGCGCAGCUCAUCACAGGCUCAAGUGACAAUUUAAUCAAGAUCUGGGACGUGGUUCCAAUCCAACCUUCAGCACCAUUUUCAUUGGCAAGACACGCAGCAGCAACAGCAGCAGAAACAGCCGCACUCGGAAGAGAUGCCGAACGGCUGUCUCUCAACAAUGCAACACCAUCGCUGAGCUCAACGCCGAUCGCCACCGCCAAUGCCAACGCAAACGCAAACGCAAACGCAGCUGCCAAUGUAGUCGGCCACGAAGCAACGUCCAUGCUCGCCUUGUCGUCUAGUGGAGCCAGUAGUGAGGUCGAAUCAGCGCAGUGGCCGCUCCUCCGUUCGCUCUUGCGCAAGUUCAUCUCGUAUCCCAGCAUCAGUUCGAGCGAAGAGCACCGAGAAGAUUGUCGACAAGCGGCUCACUUUCUCAAAAGCUGUUUUCAAGAACUUGGUGCUGAAGCGCGGAUCCUGCCAAAUUCGGUAGGAACAAACUGUUUGGUGCUUGCAACAUUCAAAGCGAACGCAUACAGAUCCAGACGACGGCGAACAGAAGCUGCCAAUCUGGACCGCUCCAGAAGCGCUUCGAGCUCGACGUCGACUUCGACGUUGAGUUCGACAUCGACUGGAUCGUCCGAGUCACAAUUUGACAGCGACAGGAACGCGCUUGAUGCAGACGACACGGAUGAAGGCGAGGGAUUGAGUGGCUCGAUUAUGUUUGAUCACCUGCAGGGUCGGGUCGAGGAAGCCCAAGAUACGGGCGACAAAGAUGGGCGUUGUCGUGCGUCACAACCGAGACAUGAGAAACGCUGCUUAUUCUACGGCCAUUACGACUGCAUUGCUGCCGAAGGGAACUGGACGUCUGAUCCUUUCACGCUAGAUGGACGUGAUGGCUACCUGUACGGACGUGGCGUAUCGGACAACAAGGGGCCUAUCUUGGCAGCUGCGUGUGCGGUACACCAUCUGCUCUCCACGCGCCGGCUGUAUUCCGACGUGGUCUUUCUGAUCGAAGGCGAGGAGGAAAAUGGCUCGGUUGGAUUUGUCGAGGCUGUGAGGAAGUACAAAACCGAGAUCGGCGAGAUCGACGUGAUUCUGCUAUCCAACUCGUACUGGUUGGACGAAGAGACUCCGUGUCUGACGAUUGGAUUGCGCGGUGUUGUGCGUGCGACGGUGAGCGUAACGAGCGGCGAUCGCGAUGUCCACUCGGGAGUGGAAGGUGGUGCUAUUCGCGAACCUAUGGUCGACAUGGUCAAACUGCUUGCACAACUGACAGGCCAAGGCGAGUCGGUGGCACUACCCGGGUUUUACGACUCUGUUCGACCCACCACCGAUCUCGAGAUAGAAGCGUACAAAGACAUUGUGCGCAUCAAGCAAUCGCACAAGACUGUGACGCAGAUGGACAGCGAAACAGUGGAAAGCUUGAUGGCCAAGUGGCGCAACCCGUCACUGUCAGUGCACAACAUCCGCGUUUCGGGGCCUGGCAACUCGACUGUGAUUCCAUCAUCGGUAUCUGCCCAAGUCUCACUGCGUCUCGUACCGGAGCAAGACCUGCCUACGAUCGAAGCAUCCUUGGUGCAACAUGUCAAUACCACAUUCGACCGGCUCUAUCCGACGCUGACACGGCCCAGCAUCAAGAACAAGGUGAGUGUCAGCGUCGAUCACCGAGCUGACUGGUGGCUUGGCUCGGAUUCGAGCAGCUUUUUCCAACUGUUGCGAGAAGCGGUCAAGCAGGAAUGGAAUGCAGAGCCCAUUUCAAUCCGCGAGGGUGGAAGUAUCCCAGCGAUCGCGAUCUUGGAGAAGGAGUUAGGAGCGGGCGCAGUGCAUCUCCCGAUGGGCCAGAGCAGCGAUAAUGCGCAUCUGCCAGACGAGAGGUUGCGACAGAGGAAUCUGGUCAAAGGUCAGAAUGUGAUCAGGAGGUUCAUUCAAGGUUUGUCAAGCAUUUAG